Messenger RNA from Pecten maximus, 2458 nucleotides. Its product is annotated as von Hippel-Lindau disease tumor suppressor-like. Bases 210 to 932 code for a protein of 240 amino acids. The transcript has 2 exons. NCBI's taxonomy places the organism in Eukaryota, Metazoa, Mollusca, Bivalvia, Pectinida, Pectinidae. The record is from RefSeq and is a predicted model, not a curated record.
ACUUUCGGUUUUGAGUGAUCUUGAAUCUUGAUGUAGGCCUAUUUUGUUUAGCCCAAAAAGCCUAGUUCUAACAACUGUCAUUUUACUUUUAGAUUUGAAACAAUGUAAGCUACUGUUACAUGCAUGGCUGAUUGCAGUCCUUUGGGUAUUUGGUCCGCGUCCGGGUGCGUACAUACGGGGACCGACAAAUCAUUAACUGAACAACAACAAUGGCGGAGUUUUCAGAAGAAUCGGAGGAGAAAACCCAAAUAAUCAGAUCAAUCCAUAAUGAUGUGACGGUAAAUGUGAAAUUUUCAAACAGAAGUGGAAGGACAGUAUCAUUACUUUGGUACAAUUUCAAAGGAGUGUUUGUGAAAUACGCCAUUUUGCAUGACAAGGAUAGUAUGGACAUGUUUACAUAUGAGACCCAUCCCUGGGGCGCACGUGAUGCUACAACGGGGGACGUGUUAAAUAUCGGUGGAGAUGCUGUGUUUUAUCCACAAGCUCCAGCAGAUGGGGUCGAGUCUAACAUAUUUCCAGUCACAUAUAUUGAUUUACCAUUGUACUCAUUGAAAGAAAUAUGUCUGCAACAGGUCCAGAAACUAUUUCCAAAGAAAAAAAUUAAAGCAAUUGACGAUGUGUUGCCACGGACACUGCUGACUGAGUUAAAGGAGGGUGGGAAACAUGAGGUGCACCUCCUUUAUAAAAAUAUAAAGGUCAGUAAAGGAUCUCAUGCAGAGCACAAACUGGGCAAGGAUGGUCUUGUUGAAGUGGUGAAAUUUGAUGGACAAACAAUUCCAAUGGGUAACCAUCAACUUGAAACUGAUAGUGAGGAAGAGAAGGAGGAAACUGUAGCUAGACCUGAAGGUCAUGGUGACAAUCUCUCCAGUAACCAAAACGAUUUUCCUCCGUUCCAUUCGAACAAAUCUUCAAAUUCUUGUUGCUGCUCUUAGAUAUGUACACCACAAUUGGCAUGAAUAAGUCACUAUUAUUGGUAAUUUUUCUAACUUUUGUCUGCUGAACUGGUAUCAAAUCUAGCUUCAUCCGUCCCUGGUGAAUGAUUUAUAAGUACAGUUUCGGGGUCACAACUAGAAAACCGUUUUGCAUUUACAAAAUGUAUAUAGAAACUUUAUAUACAUAACAUAUACACACAUAUGUAUUAGAUCUAACAUAGAUGGUAAUUAUAAGGUCACCUUUAACUAUCUCAGCCUAGUAGGGAAUUUCCCAUUAACCCACCCAUACCAAAAAAAGGUACAAAAAAGUUAUAACUUUUGAUGCUAGAUUGGAACCAUGUUGAAACAGCGGUUCCAAUCUAGUACUAAAAAGUUAUAAAUAACUUUUGUAACUUUUCUGUACCUAAAAAAAAGUUAUAACUUUUUCUAGGUACUAAGAAGUUACUAAAAAGGUACAGAAAAGGUAUGAAAAAGGUACAAAAAAGUGAUAACUUUUUCUAGAUACUAAAAAGUUAAAAAAAAAAAAAAAAGGUACUAAAAGGUACAGAAAAGGUAUGAAAAGGGUACAAAAAAGUUAUAACUUUGUCUAGGUACUGACCUUGACUAUGAACUUCGUCAUACGUUUGAAAAAUAAUCUUGGCCACAAUAUCUAGCACUAUUUUAAUCAAAUCACUUCAGUUGUAGGUUCUGGUUUUACAAACCCAGAGUCAUAGAUAUUUCUUACAUGAAUAUUCCUUACUAUAUUGAUUAUUCUAGUUCUAUAGUGGUAAUCGGUCAUGUGGACUCGACACAAAUUACCUACCAGAUAUAAAUUUCAAUUAUGCAUCAACAGUAGCCUAGCUAGCUACCAUUUCCUCCUCAUGCUAAAGCAUCCAGAAUUUUUUGUGAAAAAAGCAAAAAAAAAUAAAAAAAAAGAUGAAACAGGUGAGAGGGAUAUAAAAGUCUAUAAAGCAUCCAUAAAAUGUUCGCCUAGUUACACCUCUGAUCAAUACACAAACAAAUGUAAUAUAUUAUAUUGACCUUGUGUUGGAAAUUUGUGUCAAGUCCCUGUGAUGGUGAUUGGUUAUUGUACAGUUCUGUAUCAUGGAAUAUAUACGUAUAUAUGAAUGUAUUUAUUGUUUAUACAUAUUCCUAAAGAUAUAAUACAGGGACUUCCCUGAUUAUUCUAAUGAAUACUUAAUUAAUGACAAGUUCUUGUAACUUUAAUGAUAAAUUAUUUGUGGGCUCAGAUGAAAUCAGGCAAGCCAACCUCUUAAUUUUGAAGGAAAUUGAAGAAUGUCAAAAAUCAAAAUAGUUAGAGUCCAAUUAAUACUGUUUCACCUCUGAUCGAUGACACUUACCAUUUCAAUAUGGACAAUACUUUAUAUCAUUGUUAUACAAAACAGUAUGUUUGUACUGAUCAUUUUAGGUGAUUUCAUUGUAUAUUGUUUGAAUAGAAAUAUAUAUUAUAUUAUCAAAUGCAUUGUUGAUAUCAUAAUUUAAUCUAAUGUCUGUGAUAUUUCAAUACAAGUUAUUGGUGAGUUUGA